This is a messenger RNA of Sporothrix schenckii 1099-18, 246 nucleotides long. RefSeq lists its product as uncharacterized. The coding region runs from base 1 to 246 and encodes 81 amino acids. The record is from RefSeq and is a predicted model, not a curated record. NCBI's taxonomy places the organism in Eukaryota, Fungi, Ascomycota, Sordariomycetes, Ophiostomatales, Ophiostomataceae. The transcript has a single exon.
AUGACCGAGUACGAGGCAAAGUACGCCAAGGACGGCGACACCGUCGGCGGCAGCCCCGUGACGGGCCAGCUUCUCUUUGCGGACACGAUUCGCAAAUUCUCGUUCGGCGAGGUUGCCACGGCGGCGGACGUGCUCGAGGCGCUGAAGGAGGAAGUCGUGGCGGCGUUCAGCGGCGACGACUUGGCAUUCAUUGAGGACGCCAGCGGUUUGAAGGUGCGCGUUGACGGUGCGGGACAGGAUAUUUGA